CUUCAUAACUGAGCACAUUCCACAUUUUCUACCCUGCUUUUAUUCAUAUCUCCUGGAAUGUGGCACUCUUUGGCUUUCACUCUCUGUGGGAUCUCCGCUUUGAUCCAUGUGUCGGUGCAAGGCCCAUACCAGAGGACCCUGCUGAAGAACCUCCUGAAGGACUAUAACCCCAUGGAGAGGCCUGUUGCCAACGACUCUUUGCCUCUCACUGUCAUUCUCUCAUUGAGCUUGGUGCAGAUCAUGGAUGUGGAUGAGAAAAAUCAAGUACUGACCUCCAAUAUCUGGGUUAACAUGCGCUGGUAUGAUCAUUAUCUGCAGUGGAACCAGUCUGAGUAUCCAGGUGUCAAAAACCUUCGUUUCACCACAGACCAAAUAUGGACUCCCGAUAUUCUGCUCUACAAUAGUGCAGAUGACAAGUUUGACUCCACCUUUAAGUCAAAUGUGGUGGUGAACUCCAGUGGCUACUGCAACUACUUGCCUCCAGGUAUCUUCAUGAGUACUUGCAAUGUGGAUGUCCGCUGGUUUCCAUUUGACAUCCAGAAGUGCGAGCUUAAAUUCGGCUCAUGGACGUUUGAUGGAUGGUUGCUGGAUCUCCAGAUGAAUGAGGCUGAUAUCUCUGGUUACAUGCCCAACGGAGAGUGGGACCUUGUGGGUGUGCCGGGGACAAGAAAUGAGCUGUACUAUGACUGCUGUAAGGAGCCAUUUCCAGACGUGACAUUUGUGGUGACCAUCCGCAGACGGACGCUCUACUACGCCUUGAAUCUACUCGUUCCAUGCGUUCUGCUUUCGUCCAUGACCCUGCUUAUCUUCCUGCUGCCUGCUGACUCUGGAGAGAAGAUCUCACUAGGUAUAACUGUGCUACUUUCGUUAACAGUCUUCAUGCUAUUGGUGGCAGAGAUCAUGCCAGCAACCUCAGACUCCAUCCCGCUAAUAGGGCAGUACUUUGCAAGUAUAAUGAUCAUUGUUGGAAUGUCAGUUAUUGCAACGGUGGUCGUGCUGCAGUAUCAUCAUCAUGACCCCAACGGAGGGAACAUGCCCAAAUGGGUUCAGCUAGUAUUGCUCCAGUGGGUGGCCUGGUUUUUGCGCAUGAAGCGGCCUGGUGAGGGUGAAGACCCUGAGCGUCCUCCUUGCGCCCCUCACUUACGCCGUUGUUCUUCGGGUUCCCAGAGUGGUAGCCUUCCUAAUGCACCCGGUUCUGCUUCUGCAGACCUCCACCACCACCAAACGUCUUCUUCACUCCAUCCGCUUCAUCCACAGAGCCUCCUUCAAGCUGCUGCUGUGGCCGGUCACACCCACCAUCUCCACACCCAGACCAACAGCGCCAACAACAAUGGCAACCUGCUCUACAUCGGUUUCUCCAGUCUGGAUGAUGCCUUGCCGCCGUCCUUGCUGACCGAGUCCGUGCAAAGAAACAGCAUGUCAGGUGGUCCACGUCCUGCCGUAGUGUCGCCACCAGCAGUUGGCUCCAGCCCACCACCUCACCUACCCUCACAGUUCUGCAGCCCUCCACCACCUCCGACGCCCAAUCUGGAGGCCACAGGUUGUCCGAGUACAGUGUCUGGUGGUGGAGGCGGGUGCUCUUGUUCGGGAACCAGCGGUGGAGGUGACCCACAGCUUCAGGCGAUUUUAGACGAGGUGCGUUACGUCGCCGAUAGGUUCCGUGGACAGGAUGAGAACGAGAGUGUGGCUGAACAAUGGAAGUUUGCUGCAGCUGUAAUCGAUCGACUUUGUCUGGUAGCAUUCAGUGUUUUCAACAUCAUCUGCACCAUCUCCAUUCUUAUGUCAGCACCUAACUUUGUGGAGGCAGUUUCCAAGGACUUCAUCUGAUUUGACUUGGUGUUUGAAAUGAACAUGCAUUCGGGAAACUUGGGUUUGAUCGUAAAUGGGAAAUAUCCAUCUCCCUAAACAGUGACUCAACUUUUUCCCAAUACUGUGAUUGGAUUAACGCAGGAUCCUGAGGUCUGGAAAGAGAAAGCUUCUGAUUGGCUGAUGUCCUUGUACUCUGGACAUUGUAGGCCCGUUUAAACAUCUCCAACUCCAAAAACUUAUUGAACUAUGAUGUUUGUGGAAUGCUCAAGACCUUCAUCACAAGGUGUUUUGUAAAUGAAGAGGAUGUUUGGUUCGCUAUAUGGUAAGAUGUUCUAGACUCAAGUUCGGCUAUGGAAUGAAUGAAAAACAAAACAUAAAAAUGUGAAAACACUGAUAAUGGCCUUUCAACUGCGUCAACAGUUUCAUAACCUGACAUAAACCUCUAGGGAAUGGGCAGCCGUUGUUCUCAACAUUGAGUGACUUUGUCAGUCUAACAACUUUUAAACUUCUCUAAGAUGUCAAACUAUAUUUUGGUAUGUUCAUCGAUGAGUAGGUGGCACUGAAUAAGAAGAUGAGCAAUGAGGAAGGAUAAUGAGGGUGUGAAAAUAUUAACCAUAAUGGCAGACAAAUGGUGAAUGGCUGGUAUUAACCCAAAUCACACACCCUAAUCUGUAAAGAAAGAAAGGUUUUGUUUCAGGGACAGGCACCACAUAUAUGAUAGCUGGAUAACUACAUCGGUACUGGCUGCAUGGUUUAAGAGGUUUAGAUAAUGGAGAGACACAGUAGAAGUGAAAGAUGAAAUACCCCUGACAUGGACAGAGAUAGAGACCAAUGGAGAGAUUUAGGACUCACAGGAAUAUGAGGCAAGAGUAAAACAAGGGGAAUGAAAGACAAAACGAGACAGAGUGUAUUUGAGAAAGAGACACAGUCAGCACAAAACGAAAGAAGGAUGGACUGAAGAAGUGGAUCAGACAACUGGAUAAGAAAAUGAAAGAGUGAUAGGGGAAUUACAGCAGGAUGGACAGAAACAUACGGAUAAAGCAGUUGGGGGUAAGUGAGACUCAGCAACAUUUUCUGGCAAGAGGAGAAAUGGCUUCGCUGUUUGAAAGAAAUAGCGCAUCAUGUCACAAAAAAGCAGUCACAAAACAGACAAGAAGAAAAGAUAAACACAUUGCAAAUAGGAAGUGGUAGAGGGUGUGGGGAAAAAAAAGAUAUCGAGAUAAUUCCCCUGAGAUAUAAUGGAAAAAUGGCACAAAGACAGCUGAGACAUGGAUAGAAUUUUAUAUUUCCCUCCCUCGCCCACCAUCUCUGUGAAAUGUCAGAACAAGUGAGAUGUUCUCCGAAAGGAGAGACGAUAUUCAGAAUAACUAAAUAGCAGUACAGCAACCACAGUAACUGUGCACAUUA
Molecule: messenger RNA, 3216 nt
Organism: Myxocyprinus asiaticus (Chinese sucker)
Lineage: Eukaryota; Metazoa; Chordata; Actinopteri; Cypriniformes; Catostomidae
Product: neuronal acetylcholine receptor subunit alpha-7-like
Exons: 10
Coding region: 58-1827 (589 amino acids)
Biological process (GO): signal transduction; regulation of membrane potential; monoatomic ion transmembrane transport
Cellular component (GO): synapse; postsynaptic membrane; neuron projection
Molecular function (GO): acetylcholine-gated monoatomic cation-selective channel activity; transmembrane signaling receptor activity
Source: RefSeq, a predicted model, not a curated record